AUGGUUCAGCAGCUCCGUCUACCUUUAGACGAAAACGAAAUACAUAAAGCACUUAGCAUUUUAAAGCGGAUCGCAUUAGCUAACGGCUUUUCUACAAGCGACGUCACGCACACCCACAACAGGCCAAAGAAACGACGGCACCCACAACAGGCCAAAGAAACGACGGCACCCACAACAGGCCAAAGAAACGACGGCACCCACAACAGGCCAAAGAAACGACGGCACCCACAACAGGCCAAAGAAACGACGGCACCCACAACAGGCCAAAGAAACGACGGCACCCACAACAGGCCAAAGAAACGACGGCACCCACAACAGGCCAAAGAAACGACGGCACCCACAACAGGCCAAAGAAACGACGGCACCCACAACAGGCCAAAGAAACGACGGCACCCUCAACAGGCCAAAGAAACGACGGCACCCACAACAGGCCAAAGAAUCGACGGCACCCACAACAGGCCAAAGAAACGACGGCACCCACAACAGGCCAAAGAAACGACGGCACCCACAACAGGCCAAAGAAACUACGGCACCCACAACAGGCCAAAGAAACUACGGCACCCACAACAGGCCAAAGAAACUACGGCACCCACAACAGGCCAAAGAAACUACGGCACCCACAACAGGCCAAAGAAACUACGGCACCCACAACAGGCCAAAGAAACUACGGCACCCACAACAGGCCAAAGAAACUACGGCACCCACAACAGGCCAAAGAAACUACGGCACCCACAACAGGCCAAAGAAACUACGGCACCCACAACAGGCCAAAGAAACUACGGCACCCACAACAGGCCAAAGAAACUACGUGUGCAGACAACACCUUCCAUCCUGCAGAGCAGGCUGGAAGCCAUACGUCCAGAAUGUACUGCUGAGGUCUUGGUGGAAGUCAGGAAUGCACCGCCCGAGGCGGGCGAGACACCGCCCGAGGCGGGCGAGACACCGCCCGAGGCGGGCGAGACACCGCCCGAGGCGGGCGAGACACCGCCCGAGGCGGGCGAGACACCGCCCGAGGCGGGCGAGACACCGCCCGAGGCGGGCGAGACACCGCCCGAGGCGGGCGAGACACCGUCUAAUAUGAAAUUACACAAAUCCACAGUGUGCCACGUACUGAGCCUAGAGUGA
Messenger RNA from Schistocerca serialis cubense, 1125 nucleotides. RefSeq names its product basic salivary proline-rich protein 3-like. The record is from RefSeq and is a predicted model, not a curated record. Lineage: Eukaryota; Metazoa; Arthropoda; Insecta; Orthoptera; Acrididae. The coding region runs from base 1 to 1125 and encodes 374 amino acids. The transcript is spliced from 3 exons.